This is a messenger RNA of Armigeres subalbatus, 974 nucleotides long. RefSeq names its product H/ACA ribonucleoprotein complex subunit 1 (gene Gar1). Gene Ontology annotation, cellular component: box H/ACA snoRNP complex. The record is from RefSeq and is a predicted model, not a curated record. Gene Ontology annotation, biological process: ribosome biogenesis; snoRNA guided rRNA pseudouridine synthesis. NCBI's taxonomy places the organism in Eukaryota, Metazoa, Arthropoda, Insecta, Diptera, Culicidae. Gene Ontology annotation, molecular function: box H/ACA snoRNA binding. The coding region runs from base 199 to 879 and encodes 226 amino acids. The transcript has 3 exons.
GUGUGCGUUGUAAACAUGUGCUCAAUCCGACCGAUGGCAGUCUUGUAAUUUUUCUACAAUUUCGCCUGAAAUUUGUGUUAUUUUUCAUUAAAUUUGUGAUAAAAUAUUGACUAAUUGUAGUCCUGCAGUGGGCGGCGUCUUCAAUUAUUAAUAUCAUUUGUAAAUACACAGCUUCGUUUUUCCUCAAUCCCCAAUAAAAUGAGCUUCCGAGGACGGGGUGGCGGUGGUGGUGGUGGAUUCGGCGGCCGUGGUGGUGGAUUUGGCGGUCGUGGUGGAGGAGGCGGCGGCGGCGGUGGAUUCCGAGGUGGACGUGGCGGUGGAGGCCGUGGUGGGGGAGGUGGAGGCCGUGGCGGUUUUGGCAAUCGUGGUGGAUUUGGAAACCGGGACGACGGACCGAAGAAUAUCGUACCGCUGGGGUACUUCGACUAUCCCUGCCAGGAGGACCUGGUAGCCAAAGUGGAGAUCGAGAAUGUUCCCUUCUUCAACGCUCCAAUCUACAUGGAGGGUGAGAAACAGAUCGGCAAAGUGGACGAAAUUUUCGGCCACUUGCGAGACUUUUAUGUGUCGAUCAAACUGAUGGACAAUAUGAAACCGGAUGGAUUCCAAGCAAAACAGAAAUUGUUUAUCGAUUCGGCCAAGUUGCUGCCUCUGGCAAGGUUCCUACCUGAUAACAAUAAGAAACCAGGCGGUCGUGUCGGUAAACCUGGUGGUGGCCGUGGAGGCGGUCGAGGUGGUGGAGGCUUCCGGGGCGGCCGUGGCGGUCCAGGUGGUGGUCGAGGAGGUGGCGGAUUUGGUGGUCGGGGAGGUGGAGGUCGAGGAGGCGGCGGAGGUUUCCGAGGCAAUCGAGGAGGUGGAGGCGGUGGUGGCAAACGAUGGUAAAAAAUACUGUUCUUCGUUUUUUAUAUAGAAUACUGUAACACCUCAGAUGAUGUUUAAUAAAGCUUCUAAUUUAAGAUAGUCUGUAAGCAAACAAA